AUGGCCAACCGAGAAGUUCUUUCGUCUCGAACCGAGACUCUCAACAAGUACCUCAAGCUCGACCAGAAGGGCAAGAUCAUGGCCGAGUAUGUCUGGAUCGACUCUAUCGGCGAGACUCGAUCAAAAUCCAGGACGCUCCCUCAGCUUGAGGGCAAAGAAUACACCCCCGAGGAUCUUCCCGUCUGGAACUUCGACGGCUCUUCAACUGGCCAGGCCCCCGGUCACGAUUCCGAUGUCUACCUGCGCCCUGCCGCCGUCUACCCCGAUCCUUUCCGCGGCUCUCCCAACAUCAUUGUCCUCGCCGAGUGCUGGAAUGCCGACGGCACUCCCAACAAGUACAACUACCGCCAUGAGUGCGCCAAGGUCAUGGAGGCCAACGCCUCUCUCGAGCCCUGGUUCGGUCUCGAGCAGGAGUACACUUUCCUCGACCACGACGACAGGCCUUUUGGAUGGCCCGUUGGCGGUUUCCCUGCUCCUCAGGGUCCCUACUACUGCGGUGUAGGCAGCGGCAAGGUCGUCCUCCGUGACGUCGUCGAGGCCCACUACAAGGCCUGUCUGUAUGCCGGCGUCAACAUCUCCGGUACCAACGCCGAGGUUCUCUCAAGUCAGUGGGAGUUCCAGGUCGGCCCUUGCGUCGGCAUCAACAUGGGUGACGAGCUCUGGAUCGCCCGUUUCUUCCUUGCCCGCAUCGCCGAGGACUUUGGCGUCAAGAUCUCCCUGCACCCCAAGCCCAUCAAGGGUGCUUGGAACGGCAGCGGUCUGCACUCCAACUUCUCCACCAAGCAGAUGCGUGACGAGGGCGGCAUGAAGUACAUCGAGGAGGCCCUCAAGGCCCUCGAGCCCCACCACGCCGAGUGUAUCAAGGAGUACGGCGAGGACAACGACCUCCGUCUCACCGGCGAGUACGAGACCGGCUCCAUCGAGAAGUUCAGCUGGGGUGUUGCCAACCGUGGCACAUCCAUCCGCGUUCCCCGCGAGACUGCCGCCCGUGGCUGCGGUUACUUUGAGGAUCGCCGACCCGCCUCCAACGCUGACCCUUACCGUGUCACCAAGAUCCUGAUGACUUCAAUUUUCGGCAAGGUCUAA
This is a messenger RNA of Trichoderma aggressivum f. europaeum, 1086 nucleotides long. RefSeq lists its product as uncharacterized. The record is from RefSeq and is a predicted model, not a curated record. The coding region runs from base 1 to 1086 and encodes 361 amino acids. The transcript is spliced from 4 exons. Gene Ontology annotation, cellular component: cytoplasm. Gene Ontology annotation, molecular function: glutamine synthetase activity. NCBI's taxonomy places the organism in Eukaryota, Fungi, Ascomycota, Sordariomycetes, Hypocreales, Hypocreaceae.